AUGGCUCCUUCAAUUUUUUCUAGAUUAACCAUGAUUAUGAGUAUGGCUCUCUUUGUCCUCGUCAUAGUGGAGAGUGCCAAUGCACAACUUUCUACAAACUUUUACUCAACUUCUUGUCCUAAACUAUCGUCUACGGUAAAAUCCUCAAUGCAAUCCGCUAUAUCAAAGGAGACCAGAAUUGGUGCUUCUAUUCUUCGUUUGUUCUUUCACGAUUGUUUUGUAAAUGGAUGCGAUGGGUCAAUUCUACUUGAUGACACGUCAAACUUUACGGGGGAGAAAAAUGCAUUCCCAAACAGAAACUCUGCUCGCGGAUUUGAAGUCAUUGAUAAUAUAAAGACAGCAGUAGAGAACGUAUGUCCCGAUGUUGUAUCUUGUGCUGAUAUUCUUGCCAUUGCUGCCGCAGACUCUGUCGCGAUUCUUGGAGGCCCAACAUGGAAUGUAAAACUUGGAAGAAGAGACGCUAAAACUGCUAGUCAAUCUGCUGCUAACACAGGAAUCCCAGCACCCACUUCAAGCCUCAACCAACUUAAAUCAAGGUUCAAUGCUCUUGGCCUUUCCACCAAAGACUUAGUCGCAUUGUCAGGUGCGCACACAAUUGGACAAGCGAGGUGCACAAACUUUAGGGCAAGAAUCUACAAUGAGACAAACAUAGAUACUUCAUUUGCUAGCACGAGACAAACAAAUUGCCCAAAGACAUCUGGAUCAGGAGACAACAAUUUGGCACCCUUAGAUCUUCAAACUCCAACUUCCUUCGAUAACAACUACUUCAAGAACCUUGUUCAAAAGAAGGGUCUUCUCCAUUCUGAUCAACAACUUUUCAAUGGUGGAUCCACCAACUCCAUAGUGAGUGGCUAUAACACUAAUCCAAGCUCCUUUUCCUCUGAUUUUGCCGCUGCUAUGAUCAAAAUGGGAGAUAUUAGUCCUCUUACUGGAUCUAAUGGGGAGAUCAGGAAGAAUUGUAGAAGAAAAAAUUAA
Molecule: messenger RNA, 975 nt
Organism: Vicia faba (fava bean)
Lineage: Eukaryota; Viridiplantae; Streptophyta; Magnoliopsida; Fabales; Fabaceae
Source: the annotation of a GenBank genome assembly